UCUACUAGAAUCUAACAGUUAUGUCGAAACAUUCAUCAUAUUCUGACGAUCAAGGUCAAUCAUUUGGAAGAUUGUUUGGUCGUGAAAGGUCUUUGCAUAACAUCCUUGGAGGAGGAAAAGUUGCUGACAUACUUCUCUGGAAGAACACGAAAUUAUCAGCUGCAAUCCUAGCUGGAUUCACCACUAUAUGGCUUCUCUUUGAAGUUGCAGAGUACCAAUUGGUGACUCUUCUUUGUCACCUACUCAUCAUCACAAUGCUCAUUAUUUUCAUUUGGUCUAAAGCCGCAGGAUUGAUCGAUAGGAGUCCACCCAAUAUCCAAGAAAUUAGACUUUCAGAAUCGACAUGUAGACACUUGUUUACAAAUGUUAAUUGGUUCUUGUUCAAAUUCUACGAAAUUUCAAGUGGAAAAGACUUGAAACACUUCUUUCUGGCAGUCUCUUGUCUUUGGAUGUUGUCAGUUGCCGGAACUUAUUUCAGCUCUUUGAACCUUUCAUAUAUUGCCUUUCUCUGCAUACAAACACUACCUGUUUUGUAUGAGCGAUAUGAAAAGGAGGUGGAUUAUCUUGCUACCAAAGGGAACCAAGACGUGAAGAAAUGGUACAGGAAAUUUGAUUCCAAUGUUCUUAACAAGAUUCCAAGGGGACCAGUUAAAGAAAAGAAAUUCAAAUAAGUAUUGAAGCUGUGGGUUUGAAAAUAAUUUGUGGAUAGGGUGUGAAAGUUCUUAUGAAAAUCAUUAUGUCUAUAAAUAACUUUAUGUGAU
Molecule: messenger RNA, 761 nt
Organism: Corylus avellana
Lineage: Eukaryota; Viridiplantae; Streptophyta; Magnoliopsida; Fagales; Betulaceae
Product: Reticulon family protein
Biological process (GO): response to bacterium
Source: RefSeq, a predicted model, not a curated record